This is a messenger RNA of Tauraco erythrolophus (red-crested turaco), 883 nucleotides long. The record is from RefSeq and is a predicted model, not a curated record. NCBI's taxonomy places the organism in Eukaryota, Metazoa, Chordata, Aves, Musophagiformes, Musophagidae.
GAAGGAAGGAAUCGGGAGCGCUUUUUCUGGGAGAGAUCUGGAUGGUUUUUCACCAUCUAAAAGUCAGGAUCUGGAUGUGAAAGAGGGAGCGAGGAACCAGGAUACAGCAAACGCUGAUGCAGAGUUCUCAAAGCCUGCUCCCGUGGAGGAUUCUCAGCGGCCCAGCUCCCCUCCGUCCAAGCCGGUGGCAUUCGAGCAGUUCAAGGAGGAGUGUGGAAGUGAGAUCAACCGGAUCUUUAAAGAGAACAAAAGCAUCCUCCUUGCCAAGAAAAAGAGAAGCAGUACGGUAGCGCAGAGGAUCAACUUCAUCAAGCGCGAGAUGGAGGACAUCAGAACGACUCUGGAGGCUCGGAAGCAGGAGCGGUGGCAGCAGGGAGAAUAUGUUGAUGAGGAAGGACAGAUCAUAAUUGAUGAGAAGGAGUUUUUACUCAUCUUGAAGCUGAAAGAGCUGAAGGAAGAGUACAGGUCUAGUUAUGAUGAGCUGCAGGACCUGAAGGCAGAAAUUUCCUACUGCCAGCAUCUGGUGGACCAGUGCCGGAACAAACUCAUCUCAGAGUUUGAGAUCUGGUACAGCGAGUCCUUCCUUAUCCCCAAGGAUGUGCAGGAAGCUCUGAAGCCCGGUGGCAACAUCAGACCUGGAAUGAUUCCCAUAAACAGAGUCACGUGCCUGGAGGAAGACGAGCAGGAGAGGUUUGAGCGGAUGCAGGAGACAACACUGCCAGCCUGCCCGGCUUCCGUCUCCUUCUACAGGGCCAAAAUGAAGACUGAUCAAAAGCGCAUGUACACCAGAGCCAUGUCGUCCCUCAAGCGAACGUGGAAAAAACCCGGGCUCGUCAUGGCUCCCGGGAAGAAUAAACCCCUGUCGUUCCUGCACAUCGUGUAG